Macrosteles quadrilineatus (aster leafhopper) is the source of this 525-nucleotide messenger RNA. Its product is annotated as fatty acid-binding protein-like. The coding region runs from base 1 to 525 and encodes 174 amino acids. The record is from RefSeq and is a predicted model, not a curated record. Lineage: Eukaryota; Metazoa; Arthropoda; Insecta; Hemiptera; Cicadellidae. The transcript has a single exon.
AUGAAAUGGUGCGUGUGCGUGUUGUCCUUCUUUGCUGCCUCGACCGCAGUGCUCUACUACUUAAUUCUGUUAGAGGAGAACCAAAAAUCUCCUGUAGAACAUUUGAGACCUUCCUUCGACAAGCACUACAGACUUUUCGGGGGCGACGAGAACGUCAACAGAGUUUUGCGUCGUAUUGGAGUAAACCCGAUGAAUGUGCACUUAGGCUACUCGGUACCAGAAGUCGUUGUGUUAAAAGCCGAGGACGAUGUGUACUCGUUAACACAAUACUACCAAUUGACAAAAGUGGAGUUACGGUUCAAACUUGGAGAGGAGUUCGAAGAAACUUGUGUUCACAAUGGUGGGUCCUUAAGAUCUGUUAUAACACAGUUCAAGAACAACCUGACCCAUGUUCAGAUCAGAGAGGGAAAUAGAUUCCCUCUAAUUACUAGAAGGGUGUUCAAAGCUGAAGAGUUGGUAGUGGAAUUGAGAGUUGGAGAUUUGGCGAGCUCCUUAGUUUAUUUACCUGUUAGAGAAGAGACUUGA